This is a messenger RNA of Prunus avium (sweet cherry), 1314 nucleotides long. The record is from RefSeq and is a predicted model, not a curated record. Lineage: Eukaryota; Viridiplantae; Streptophyta; Magnoliopsida; Rosales; Rosaceae.
AUGAAUGCCAAGGCAAUAGCAGAUCCGGAAUUUUUUUGCAUGUUUAGUGUAGAUGAGGAGAAUAGAUUGGCAAAUUUCUUUUGGAGAAACUCUCAAUCUCUACACGAUUAUUGUUGCUUUAGGGAUGUGGUGAUAUUUGAUAGCACGUACAAAACCAACGUAUAUGACAAGCCUUUAAUGGUGUUUGUUGGUGUAAACAACCAUAACGCGACUACAGUUUUUGGUUGUGCAUUUCUUGUUGAUGAGAUUGCUGAUACAUAUCGUUGGGUACUCAGAACUUUUUUGACUUCUAUGAAGGACAAGAAGCCUAUAUCUAUUGUCACGGACGGGGAUGAGGCAAUGCAUGUAGCGAUUGAUGAAGUUUUUCCCGAUGCACAUCAUCGUUUAUGUACAUGGCACAUCAUGAGGAAUGUGAACACCAAUGUGAAUAACCCAGAAAUUGUAAGGGACUUUAGCUAUUGUGUGCAUGGUGGUUUGACACCAGUGGCGUUCGAACAACAUUGGCAACAAAUGAUAGAUACAUAUGAUCUAAAAGGCGAUUGGAUCGAGAUGAUGUACCGUAAACGGAAACGAUGGGCUGAAGCGUACUGCUCAGGGCAUUUUUUUGGUGGGAAUACCACAACACAACGUGUCGAGGGUAUGCAUAAGAACUUGAAGGAUGGAAUUGGUAGAGGCAUGAAGUUAGUGGAGUGUAUGCCACGGAUUGAAAGAUCGUUAUUGAGGUUGAGAAAUGAGAAUGUGAAGGAUGACUUUGAUUCCAACAAUUCACACCCACUCCUUCGUACGCACCUCCGAUCACUAGAGGAACAUGCAGCUUCUAUUUUCACUCACGAUAUUUACAAGUUGAUAAGAAAUGAGAUAAACAAGGAGGCUAAAUUAAUUCUCGUGCAACCCGUAAGAAACAAUGAAGAUCCUCGUGUUUACACAUUUUCCAAAUUUGGAAGACCCGAUGAGAAAUGGACUGUAGUGUACUACAAGAAAGAGCAACAUCUGCAGUGUUCGUGCAAAUUAUUUGAAUCCAGUGGAAUUCCAUGUUGGCAUAUGUUUGGAGUCAGGAAAUGUGAUCAUAUGGAUCAAAUAAAUCCGUCCGUAAUAGUGGCUGUUCAUGGGACUAAGACGUUGUCCUCUUCUUAUACAACCCCUAACUCGGGCUUCUCAUAUGGCGAAGUGUCUAGUGGCUCCACUCAUUACAACUCAAAUGAUUUCACCUUUGAGACACCCGAGUAUAGUGUAUUGGAAUCACAAUUUGACACACAAGCCUCACCACCUAGAGAUCGUAAUAGAUUUUGGGUUCCGUUCACCCCAAUAAAAUGA